This is a messenger RNA of Papaver somniferum (opium poppy), 2334 nucleotides long. Its product is annotated as myosin-2 heavy chain-like. Lineage: Eukaryota; Viridiplantae; Streptophyta; Magnoliopsida; Ranunculales; Papaveraceae. The record is from RefSeq and is a predicted model, not a curated record. The transcript has 18 exons. Bases 105 to 2150 code for a protein of 681 amino acids.
UCAAAGUCAUCACCUCACCAGGUCCAACAUCUUCAUCUUCUUCAUUUCUCUCUUGAAAUAUUUUGCCCUAAUUUCUGAUUUUUCCCUAAUUUGGGGAUUGAAUAAUGUCAUGGUUAAAGACAGCAGUGAACAAAGCAGUAGAAGUAGGUGCGAAGAAUAAUCUAACACGAACAGUACGUAACUAUGCUGAUACUGUUGUUCAUCAUGCUGGUCAAGCUGUUGCUGAAGGAGCUAAACUAUUACAAGAUCGCAUUGUAGCGAGGAAUUUUAAGAGUUUUAAGCAUACAUUAAAGAGAUUGGAAGAAGCUGCAGUUUCUUGCAAAGGACAAGAAAGAGUUCAACUGCUGCAGAGAUGGUUGAUAGCUCUGAAAGAAUGUGAUAAGCUUUCGGCAGGAUCUGCAGAACAUGCUACUGAACAACCUUCUCCUUCUGUUGAAUCCAAGGAUUCUCCAAAGAGCCCUUCUCUAGUUCUAUAUUAUGAUCCUGAAUUGGGUGGCGAACCAUUGAACUUUCAUGAUGUAUUUCUUCACAGUCAAGCUCUGGAAGGAUUAACAAUUUCCAUGAUUCUCGAACCACCAACUGAAGAAGAAGUUUCUCUACUGCUGGUAAUAUUCAGACUCUGUCUUACUGGAGGAAAGGAAGUUCAUAAUGCAAUUGUGAGCAGUAUACAAGAUUUGGCUAAAGCCUUCUCAAGCUACCAAGAUGAAGUAUUGGUAAAGAGAGAAGAAUUGCUACAAUUUGCACAGUGUGCAAUAUCUGGGUUGAAGAAAAAUGCUGAUCUUGCAAGAAUAGAUGCUGAAGCCUCAGCUUUACUGGAAAAACUUGAAGAAAAGAAAGCGUCCAAGGUCCCAUCAGGUGAAGGCGAUAAAGACGCGUCAGAAACAACCACUUCCAAGAUAGAGGCUCUAAAGGAAGAGCUUGCAGAAGUGCGCCUUUAUUCCAAAUUAGAAGCCCUUUUGCUACAGAAGAAGUUCUUAAACAAUGGGGACUCACCGGAGGUUCAUGCUCAAAAGGUCGACAAAUUGAAGGUUUUGUCGGAAUCUCUUGCUAGCUCUACAUCAAAAGCAGAAAAGCGCAUUUCAGAACACAGGAAACAUAAGGAAGAGGCUCUUAAUUUUCGUGUGACCAAAGCCAGUGAAGUUAACGAAGCUGAGAAGGAAUUGGGAGCUGAGAUUUCUGCACUAGAGAAGCAGCGGGAUGAACUGGAAGCUGAAUUAAAAAAGGUCAAUACAUCCUUGUCUGCUGCUCUUGGACGACUUCGAAACACCAAAGAAGAAAGGGAUCAAUUUGAUGAAGCAAGCAAUCAGAUUGUUGCACACUUGAAAACAAAGGAAGAUGAGCUUUUGAAAUCCAUUGCUUCAAGUAAAGUUGAAGCAGACAUAGUUCAUACAUGGAUCAAUUUCUUGGAGGAUACUUGGGUUCUCCAAUCUUCAUACUCAGAACAAAAGGAUAAGCAGGCCAAUGAGGAGCUGGAGAAGUAUGGAGACUACUUUUCAAAUCUGGUCAUCCGCAGCCUCUCUGCUUACAAGAACGAGUUGGGGCCUUCUAUCAUCCGUAUCAGACAAUUUGUUGAGAAUCUGAAGAAUUUAAAUGAAGGGUCAGACAUUACAUCCGGUUUAGAUGCCGAAGGCUCAAAAGUAAUGAACCCACGUAAAAUUCUAGAGGAGGAAUAUCUAGAAUUUGAAGCAAAGAUUUCGACUACCUUCAGUGUAGUGGACAACAUGAAAGAGAUGUUUUAUGCCCCAAAAGGGAAAAUUUCACGGAAAGAUGAUGAAAAAGUGAAAGAGCUGUUUGAUUCUAUUGAAGAAAUAAGAACGGAGUUUGAAUCCAUCGAGAGACCAAUUUUGGAGAUUGAAGAAACUCCAGAAGCAGCAAAACAGACUCCAUCUGGUGAAACUGCCGCAGUGAAUCCUCCCAACCCUACGCAGAUCAUCGAGACGUUGAUGUCCAAGAAAGAGGAACGUCCAGUGUCCCCCACUAUUCAACCACAACAACAUUCAUUGGACACUGAAGCAGAACUAGCAAAGCUGGAAUCAGAGUUUGGGCAGGUUGGCCAAGACUACUCAGCAGAAGAGGUUGGAGAUUGGGAAUUUGAUGAACUCGAAAAGGAACUAAGAUCUGGUGAUUCAGCUGCAGAAGCAACCAAAUAGAACCAACCCAUGUUGCUCGUCCGAGCUUAGUCUUUGUAGAAGAUACUGUCCCAUACACCAUUAUAUACGUACACAGGAUGUAAGCUGUAUGUAAUUAACAUACAUGAACUCUAAAAACUGCUACAUUUUAUUCGGAUUUGUUCUUUUAUUAUAUGAAACUAGAUCAGCUUCACUUUCAUCUUGA